Messenger RNA from Solanum lycopersicum (tomato), 2222 nucleotides. Its product is annotated as transcription termination factor MTERF2, chloroplastic. Gene Ontology annotation, biological process: regulation of DNA-templated transcription. Gene Ontology annotation, molecular function: double-stranded DNA binding. The record is from RefSeq and is a predicted model, not a curated record. NCBI's taxonomy places the organism in Eukaryota, Viridiplantae, Streptophyta, Magnoliopsida, Solanales, Solanaceae.
UUGUGGAAACAAAACACCCCUAGUUCAAGACAGGUUUUCUCGCCCAAAUAUAAUAUUGUGUAAACAGGAAUAGGGUAGAGCUGUAGAAAUGAGAAUUUAAUUUACAGAUUAGGAUGCGUUGCAUACAAAUGUUUUCACAUUGCCUUUUAAGUAAUUUGUCAUUCGCCGUCCCAAACUCAAAACCUCAACUUUUCCCUAUUCGUUUCUCUUGCCAUUGCAAUACCUUUUUCUACUGCAAUCUUAUACGUCCAGAGCAAGUCUGUCAUAAAUUGAGGAGUUAUGCGCCACUUGUACCUCUUGCUGCUAGGUCUUCGUCGUCAAAACGAACAGAAGACACGGAAGAAGUAAUCGCUGAAGCUAGGGAGGCUGUCAGCUAUUACCUACAAGAACUUGGUGUUUCUCAUAAGGAAUCCAUCGAAGUAGCCCUCAACUCACCUAAUUACGUUAGCAUGCUGAUAGAUAGCGUCCGUGAACUGGAUGAGUUUUCCUUAUGGAAUUCCACUGACUUUGAAAAAGCAUAUGACCCGGUUCCUGCAAUUCCACCUUUCAAGAGCAAGGUCUACCUGAUGGCAAAACAAAAAGGUGAUAAGGGUAUGCUUCCCUUCUUGGAGAGCAUUGGCCUCACUCUCUCUUCCGCAACACACUUAGCUCGCUACCUUUCCUCGAAUUCUCUGUUUCAGACACUACCUACCCUUAUCAAUAAGGUUAAGUAUGUGAAGAAAAUAUUCUUCGCAAACAGUGAUGAUGGAGGACAUAUUGCUAGAAAUGCCCGGCAAAUGAUGAUGCACUUGUCCAUCAGUAUUGAUGAGGAUGUCCAGCAGACCUUGUCAUUUUUUCAGAAGAUCCAAGCAAGACGUGGAGGUCUACAUUUGUUAGGUUCUCAAGAUGCAUCUUUCCGACAUCUUAUUGAGUCAUUUCCACGACUUCUUUUGCUACCUAAGGAGAGUCAUAUGAAGCGCCUGAUGGUAUUUCUUGAUGAUAUUGGAGUGGUGGAAGGAUGUAAGAGACAAAUUCUUCUUUUAUUUCCGCCUAUUAUUUUCUAUGACAUUGAAAAGGAUGUUAGACCAAGACUGCAGGCGAUCCUUAAGGAUGGUCUGGAGGCUAAAGAUUUUGGGCAGAUGUUGCUGAAAUAUCCAUGGAUUCUUUCAAGGAGCAUUCUGCAAAACUACGAGAACAUUCUGAUUUUCUUUGAUGAUGAGAAGGUGCCAAAAAUUAGUGUAUCUCAGGCAAUUAAAAGCUGCCCGCUCCUUUUGGGGUUAUCAGUUAACAAGCUGAAAUUGGUGGUGGAACAGUUGGGUGACUUCGGCAUUCGAAACCAGAAGUUGGGUAAGGUGAUUGCUACAAGUCCUCAGUUAUUACUACAGAAGCCUCAGGAAUUCCAUCAGAUAGUGUGCUUCUUAAGGGAUCUAGGCCUGGAUGAUGAUAUUAUUGGUAGGAUUCUUGGUCGCUGUCCUGAAAUUUUUGCAUCGAGCAUCGGGAGAACUCUUAAGAGAAAACUCAACUUCCUAAUGGGUAUUGGAGUUUCCAGAAGUCAUCUUCCCAGGAUUAUCAGGAAAUAUCCCGAGUUUUUUGUAUGUGAUAUCCACAGAGCUUUACGUCCAAGAAUGAUGUACUUGAUGCAUGUUGGGCUUUCGAAGAGGGAAGUAGCACUAAUGGUUUGCAGGUUCUCUCCAUUGCUUGGCUACAGCAUAGACGAAGUUCUCAAGCCUAAGGUAGAAUUUCUGAUGAAUUCAAUGGGAAAACCAAUAAGUGAUGUAGUUGAAUACCCAAGAUAUUUCAGCUAUUCUUUAGAGAAGAAGAUAAAACCUAGAUAUUGGGUGCUCAAUGGUAGAAACAUGGAAUGCAGCUUGAAAAGUAUGUUGGGUAAAAAUGAUGAAGAAUUUGCUGCAGAGUUUGGAAAGGGGAAGAUGCUUGUCCCCCCACUUUAAUUCUGGAACAUUACUCGCCAGUCGCCAGUGUUGUUUUAAUACAUUUUUUUAAGUAGAUGCACGAAUCAAUUGAUGGUUGGUGUGGUGGACUGGUGCAUGUGCACAGGUGACUCGGUGUUUUUUCUUGUGAAUAAAUUCAGAUCACGGAGUUUCAAUACAGAGAGAUUAUUCUUACGUGCUUAACUAACUAUAAAUGAAGCUCAACAUUGUCUCUUUAUCUUUUGACUUUAGAUUCAAAGGUGGAUCAUAAACAGUGUUCCAUUUUUAAAAAAUAAUAUUAUUGGUAUUAGUAUA